CUCACAACACAAAAACAAUUAAUCGAAAGUGUACUCACUACGAUUUACACAACAUAUUCUCUUAUAAAAUCCCCAACCUCGUUUGCAUUCCUUCACUGUUCCAUUAACCCAAUUUUCUCUCGUUCAUUCAUUCAUUCAUUCUUUCAUAUUCAUAUUCAUUGUGUUAUUUCUCAAUUCCUUCACUUUCUCCUAUGGCCAAAGAUCUUAAAGAGCUUCAAGAAUCCGAUGUUAUCUUCCCGGAUCACCACCAUGUCCACCACCACAACAACAACAACACUUGCUUUGAUUAUCAAGAAAUGAAUCAUCAUAACUCGCGCGUGUCACGUAACAAGAACUCCUCCAAGGACUACAAUAAAAAAAUGGCGAUUUCGCUCCCGGUGAAUAUCCCGGGUAGCAUAUUCCACCACGGGGAUAACAAUAGCUUUGAAGAUGAAGAACGAGAAGGCGAAGAAAUGGUGCCGCCCCAUGUGAUCACGGGGCGUCGAGUAGAAGGAAAAAUGGCCUUCUCCGUUUGCACCGGUAACGGGAGGACACUCAAGGGAAGAGAUUUAAGCAAAGUUCGGAAUUCAAUUCUUAGGAUGACUGGGUUUUUGGAAACAUGACCAGACCAACUAUAUACACAUAUAUAUAUGUUAUAUAGUCUAUGACCAUGGUAUGUAAAAUUAAAACCAUGGCCACGGCUGCUUAAUUUGUUAGAAAAAAUGAAAGGGAAUUCAAUGUGGAAAGGAAGAUAGUUUCCUUUAUUACUGUCUGUAAUUUUUCGUUUUUUUUUUUGUAGUAAUUUGGGAGGGAUUCUCAUUCAUUAGUUGUAAUAGAAAAAGGAAAAUAAAAAAUAAAAAAUUGCGAUAAGAAAGUGAAUUAUUUAUAU
Molecule: messenger RNA, 868 nt
Organism: Quercus lobata
Lineage: Eukaryota; Viridiplantae; Streptophyta; Magnoliopsida; Fagales; Fagaceae
Exons: 1
Coding region: 192-602 (136 amino acids)
Source: RefSeq, a predicted model, not a curated record